Messenger RNA from Drosophila rhopaloa, 1082 nucleotides. RefSeq names its product sperm-specific protein Don juan (gene djl). The transcript has 2 exons. Lineage: Eukaryota; Metazoa; Arthropoda; Insecta; Diptera; Drosophilidae. Bases 84 to 944 code for a protein of 286 amino acids. The record is from RefSeq and is a predicted model, not a curated record.
AAAUUCUUCGUGACAUCCGGGCUUAAAAUUUUUUUCAAAAUUCUUUGUACAUCCGGCCUCAAAAUUUUAAAAUUUAACUUAAAAUGUAUCAAAGAUCUGCCUUAAUUUUAAGUCGGUACAUACAGCCCAUCUUUAAACGGAACCAGCACCUCAAGGUACUUGCAAACUUACAAAAGAAAGACAUCUGCAGGCCCGAUGGGUUUCCUUAUCAGAGAUCUAUAAAACUUGACGAUGGCUCGAUCGGAGUAAUCCAUAUGCAGGAGCAGAAAUGUUCUGCAGUCGCCAAUCCGAUGCAACGACAAUUCCUGGACGAUCUGGAGCAGCAGCAUGCCCAAAGGAUCGGAUGGAGUCGGUGGUUAAAGGAAGAAAAAAAAAAGCAUGGGGUUCUUGAAGAGGUUAAAAGAGAAAGCCAGAAGCUGGCCAAAGAUGUCACAAUGAGUGGAGACGAUGGCGAUUUAAAAGCGUCCUGCAAAGAAAUGGCCAGAAAGGAGAAGUUGAAAAAGGAAGAAAUAAAGAAGAAAUGCAGGGAGUUGGCAGCAAGAGAAAAAUGUGAAAAAGAUAGACUCAAAAAAAAGUGCAAGGAAAUGAAGAAAAAAGAUAAAUGUAAGAAAAAAAAACCUUGCCCAGAACCAGAACCAUGCCCAGAACCUUGUCCAGAACCUUGCCCUGAUCCUUGCGCAAAAAAACGCAAGAAAAAAGACCCUUGCAAGAAAAAAGAUCCUUGCAAGAAAGAAGAUCCAUGCAAAAUAAAGAAGGUUGAUAUGAAAAAGAAGUGCAAGGAGUUGGCUCAAAAGGCAGAAUGCAAGAAACUGGCCCAGAAGGAAAAGAUGAAGAAAAUUAUGAAAAGUUGCAAGAACUUGGCCGAGAAAGAAAAAUGCAUGAAGAUGGCUGAAAAAGAGAAAUGCAGGAAAAAAGCCAAGAAAGACAAAUGCAAGAAAAAGUAAAUGACCGAUUGAAGCCGCGGAUCCAAAAAAAAAAAAUUUGAUGUCUUUAAAUAAUUAUUACAUUAUGUGGUUAGGCUAUUAACUAUGAAAUAUUAUAGUUGUUAAAUAAAUAGCGAUUUGGACUGUCAGCUCGAAAAA